UCUGCAGGCAGAGCAAGCCAGAGAGGGUCCACGCAUCCUUCCUUCCAUCCGUCCGUCCGUCAGUCCAUCCGUCCUCUGGGUCCAAAAGUUAUGAAGAUGAAAAGCCCGAAAUGGGGAGGCAAAGAGGACAAGAAGCUGCUGAAGCCCUUGAUGGAGAAAAGGCGGAGGGACCGCAUGAACCAGAGCCUGGACCGGCUGCGAGUCCUGCUCUUUGAGGCCACGCAGGACGAGAGACUGAAGAACCCCAAAGUCGAGAAAGCAGAAAUUUUGCAAAAGACAGUCCAGUUUUUGAAGACCCAGCCUCUAUCAGAGACAAAGCUCAAAGAGGAUGCCCUGUUCCAGAAGUACCACAGUGGCUACCGGGAGUGCCUCACCCAGGCGAGCCACUUCCUCCGAGCCAGCCCGGGCGUCUGCACGGGCAAAAAGGCCUACCUGAUGGAGCACAUUUGUCACUGCAUGGAAAAGAUCACUGCCAGCCCCCGGAGAGAGAUGCACCAGCCUCCGCCCGCAGCUGCCAACCCCAGAUACGAGCGGUACAGCCCAGAUGUGUUUGCUGGGUGCAGCCCGCCCCUUGGGGGUGCUGCGUAUGUCCUGCACCCAACCCCUGCCAGUUACUCUGCCAAUCAAGGACACCAAGCCCGGGGCUCUGGCCCGGCCCAGCAAGACGGCUGCGGCCGAUCGCAACAGAACAAACUCUCGGAAGCGCGAAACUCCACGGUACAGACUCCGCAGGCGCUGAACGUGUGGAGACCGUGGCCUUGAAGGAACCCUUCCUUGCAAUCCCCUUUAAAAUAGUAUAUUGAGAUUCUCUAUAUAUUGUAUAUUAUGGGUUUUUUAAAUCAAGCCAAAGCGUUGGCCUGUUUGUUAUUUUUUUUGAAGGCGGUGGUAGAAGUGGAGGAAGUUCCUGGUUUUUUUCUUGUACAUAUUAGCCAAAGAGUUGAUUUUUUAAAAAAAUCUCCCCUUGACAUCUUGCAGUGCGGGCCAGUCAAAUGAACCUAGACUUUAAACACAGAACCCUGAAGCAAGGAGAACCGACAAUGUGUAUGUGUGUGUAUAUAUGUGUGUGUUUGUGUGUGCGUGCGUGCGUGAGAAUGUGUGUGUUAGGGUUGCCAUCUUUCACAGGGAGCCUGGGGAACUCCCGGAAUUACAACAGAUUUUCAGACAGAAGAAAUGGAAACUUUGGAGGGUCAAUUGUAUGGCAUUAUAUCCUGCUAAAGUCUCCCCCCAAACCCCACCCACUCCCGGCUCCCAAAUCUCCAGGGAUCUUGCAGCCUGAAAUUGGCAGCCCUGAUAAUGUAUAGUAAGAAAUAAGCGAGGGGGUUUGUUUGUUUUCCUUGUGAUAUCUUUUUUUCCUUCCAAAUUUGUGUAUAUUUUCUAGAGUGGGGGCUGUUUUGGAAAAGCAACAUGCCGUGGAUCCUGGCUCGCUUUGAAAUAAGCGAUGGAUAGGUUGAAAAAGAGACUAUAAAAAGACUUUUUGAAAAAAAAUAUGCAUUGUAGGAGUGGCUGACACCCGACUCAGUCCUGCGUUUGUUCAGACAUGGGUGCUAGAUGGCGGCAAACAUCAAGUGCAUGUGUGAAUGGCCCUUACAUACUGUCCAAAGCAAGUGCAGUAUGUAACUUUCUGUUCAUGCUUCUCAAGUAGAAGGAAACCGAAUGGUGUGGGAACUGGGUGGACAUAAGGGGUUGCUAAACAGGAUCCUUUCAUAGUUUGGUCCUGUGGGUGAUGAUAGUUUCUGCUCACAUGGGAUGAAUAAUCCUACCAUUGCAAGGGAGUGUGCAUUUUGCUAACGUGUGCAUGGAUGGCAACUAACUGUGAGCCUUCUCUGCCAUCUUAUGGCUUGCCCCAUGUGCCAAUCUGUGCAGUUACAGUACUGAGGGUUUGCAUGGGUGGACAUCAUUCCAGACCACUUGCAAAAGCUAGGUAACUUUAUAAUUUACAGUCCUAAAAGGACUGCAAUCUGAUCUUCCUUUGCAGGGGGUGGGGGUUAGUCCCUUGUAAGAAAACCACAGCUGAGACUCCUAAGGUGCCAGAGAGAGAAAAAGAGAGACAUGCCCAGAAGAUCAGGUAGAAAGCAAUUGAUAGCCUCAGAUAGCCAGUGAUGGAAAAUAAUAAUAAAUAAAGCCUUCGACCAAUAAUAAUUAUGUUUGUCAAAAAAAAUUUGCAGUAAUAAACAGGAAUUAAAAAAAAAAGAA
Sphaerodactylus townsendi is the source of this 2193-nucleotide messenger RNA. RefSeq names its product transcription factor HES-7.1-B-like. NCBI's taxonomy places the organism in Eukaryota, Metazoa, Chordata, Lepidosauria, Squamata, Sphaerodactylidae. Gene Ontology annotation, biological process: regulation of transcription by RNA polymerase II; regulation of neurogenesis; anterior/posterior pattern specification. The coding region runs from base 91 to 762 and encodes 223 amino acids. Gene Ontology annotation, molecular function: DNA-binding transcription factor activity, RNA polymerase II-specific; RNA polymerase II cis-regulatory region sequence-specific DNA binding; protein dimerization activity. The transcript has 4 exons. The record is from RefSeq and is a predicted model, not a curated record. Gene Ontology annotation, cellular component: nucleus.